Messenger RNA from Xyrauchen texanus (razorback sucker), 6537 nucleotides. Its product is annotated as lysine-specific demethylase RSBN1L-like. Gene Ontology annotation, cellular component: nucleus. The record is from RefSeq and is a predicted model, not a curated record. The transcript is spliced from 8 exons. NCBI's taxonomy places the organism in Eukaryota, Metazoa, Chordata, Actinopteri, Cypriniformes, Catostomidae. Bases 22 to 2760 code for a protein of 912 amino acids.
AAGAGAGUAAAUAGAGAAAAGAUGGCGGAGUUCAUUCAGCUCAACAAACCCACCGAACCGAAACCCGCGAACCAAAACCGCGAUCAUCCUGCUCUUCAUCCUCAUCAUCCUCCACCGGCAAAGAAGAUCCGUCAUGAGGAGAAAAUAUUCACAUCCAAGAAGAUGAACGGAGGCGCGAAGGAACAGAAUUACACGAACGAACCGAAAAACAAGAAACCCCGAACAGAAAAAGACCGAGAGAGGGAUAAAGAUAAAGAGAGAGAUAAAGAUAAAGAGAGGGAUAAAGAGAGGGAUAAAGAUAAAGAGAGGAAGAAACACAAAGUGGCUGCAGAAAAUCACCUCAGUAUAAAGCAGGAGAACGGCGCGCUCAAGUCACCGCAGAAAGAUCACACCAUCAAAGACAAAGAGAAACAGAGAGACCGAGAGAAGAAGAGAGAGAGAGAAAAAGAUGAGAAAGAGACGGAGAAACGCAAACACAAGCUGAUGACGGAGAUCAAGAGAGAGAACGGAGAGGUGAAGAUCCUGCAGGUGACAGGUGACCGAGAGAAACCCAAGAUCAACUCGGCUGAAGAUUUACUGAUGAAGAAGGUGAAGAAGAAAAAGAAAAAGAAACAUAAAGAGGGUGAAAAGUGCAAACGGCCAAAAAUGUUCAGCAGAUCCAGCCAGACGGUUUGUUCUGAUCUGGGCAACCUGAUGUCCGUAUCUGGAGCAGAAUUCGAGCCUCCUCUUCCCAUCCAGCAGGGCUGCGCUGGUGGGCUGAGACAGGAAGAGAAUGGCGGACAGAACUCGAGCACGGCAAAAGCUGGAAAACCGGCUGGACUGGAUUGUCUGGAGUUUGGCCGUCUGGUUCACGUGGAGCAGCAGCCGAAUGGCGGCGCUCUGGUUCUGCACGCGUACAGCAGUGAACUCUCAGUUCUGUCUCCUGUGGAGAUGCAGAGGUUCGCUGAGGAGUUUGUCAAGUUAUCGUUCAGCGAGGACAGCGACAGAGCUGCCAACUACGUGAUGGGGGUGAUUCACGGCGCCGCUGCAUACCUCCCUGACUUCCUGGAUUAUUUCUCUAGCAAAUUCCCAAACUCGCCUGUUAAAAUGGAAAUCCUGGGAAAGAAGGACAUCGAGACGACUACUAUGGCAAACUUUCACACUCAGGUGAAGAGGAGUUACUCUCACGGGACGUACCGUGCUGGAGCCAUGAGGCAGAUCAGUCUUGUGGGUGCUGUAGAUGAGGAGGUGGGCGAUUAUUUCCCAGAAUUCCUAUGUAUGCUGGAGAAAUCACCAUUCCUGGAGCGGACGUUGCCAUGGGGAUCGUUCUCCAGUCUGAAGCAGAUGAGUCCAACAGACAGCGAUGAUGGUCCCAUCAUGUGGGUUCGGCCCGGAGAGCAAAUGAUCCCAGUGACAGACAUGCCAAAGUCUCCAUUCAAACGAAAACGGUCGACCAAUGAGAUUAAGAAUCUGCAGUAUCUGCCGCGAGCCAGCGAACCACGCGAGAUGCUGUUUGAGGAUCGGACCAGAGCUCAUGCCGAUCACAUCGGUCAAGGGUUCGAACGACAAACCACUGCAGCUGUGGGAGUGCUGAAAGCUGUGCGCUGCGGUGAAGGUCCUGAUCCUCCUCGUAUUACUAAAGACGUGAUCUGUUUCCACGCAGCUGAUUUCGCUGAUGUGGUUCAGCGACUGCAACUCGACCUGUACGAGCCGCCGCUGUCUCAGUGUGUGCAGUGGGUGGACGAUGCGAAACUCAAUCAGUUGAGGCGCGAGGGAAUCCGUUACGCUCGUAUCCAGCUCUACGAUAACGACAUCUACUUCAUUCCUCGGAACGUUGUUCAUCAGUUCAAGAGCGUGUCGGCCGUGUGCAGCCUCGCCUGGCAUGUGCGUUUGAAACAGUAUUACCAGAAUGGCAAGGAAGAGGCACGUGAAGAAGAUGGCGGUCGGAUGAAGCACAUCAAGCAGGAGACGCUGAGUGAGAACAUUGACUUCAGACCCUCGGGAGAGACCCCUGAUAUACCGCAGAUAAAGGUGGAGUGGGCGGAGCCACCAGCCGAGAAAUCGCCCAAAGCUCUGCCCAGCAACAGCAGCUUGACUUCGCCUCCUGCCACCUCAGCUGAUGGGCAACCCAAAGUGCAGCACGAAUCAGAACGUCAAAGCGCUGUGUCACACCUCCCCACUGCUACACCCAAUGCUUCACGCAGCUCAAUAGUCAGCCCGCACACACCCAAACACUCAAACACAUCAACGCCCACUAAACAGACACACACCUCAACACCUACCAAGCAGACACACGCCUCUACUACUACCAAGACAACACACAUGUCAACGCCAACCAAACACACAUACAUGUCAAUGCCAACCAAACACACACACACCUCCAAAUACUUGCAAUCUUCCUCUGUCCCAAAACCGGGACAAGCCCCCUCAUUACCAAACAAACCCACCCACUCGAUUAACACAACCAAACCAACCCACUCAACUAACCUAACCAAACACACCCACUCGACUAACCUAACCAAACACACCCACUCGACUAAUCCAACCAAACCAACCCACUCUACUAACUCAAGCAAAGCAACACACACUAUGAAAACAGGGAAAUAUACACACUCCACAUUAAUAACCAAACCCAGUCCCAAACUGAGCUCUGGACUGUCAAUCAGCUGGACUGCUCCGCCCCUGGCCCCACCCCCUCUGAGGCCAGACCGCCCACAAGACUCUCUUUACCCAAAGGCUGUCAGACACCCGCAUAAAACACACAAAGACUUUUUAUACUGAUUUGUACAGAGCAGCUUUUAAAUGGCCCUUUUAAUCUCAUUUAUUUCUGCUUUUGUUUUUAAUCUAAAAAGAGAGACCCCAUAAGUUCAGUAAGACAGCUGUUCAAUCUGUCUGUCUCUCUCUCUCUCUCUCUCUGUGUCUGUCUCUCUCGGUUUCUGCACUGCAAAAAAAAAAGAAAAAAAAAUCAUUUUGUUAAACAGUAUUUUUGUCUUGUUUCCUAAAAACAAAGUACAUUUAUUAGAGAAGCAGAAUUGCUUAAAAUCCUUAUUUUCAGAGAAUAUAUCUUGAACGUUUUUUCCCUCUUGUUUUAAGAUCAAACCUCAUGGUAGAUUUAUGCUUAAAACAACUGAACAGUAUGCCAGUGGAGUUGGACAAUAACGUGAUUCUGAUAUUUAUUGAGCAAUCCAACAAACAAGUAAAUAAAUUAGGAAAAAACAGGAAUGUCACUAAAAACCUCGUGUGUUGAACUACCUUCUGAAGACAUGGAUUUAGGAUCUUGUUUAGAAACAGCCGAAGCUGCUGUUUCUCCAUUUCUAAAGCCGGCUGUACGCUAGCUGAAUUUUCCAAUGAUCUUCAGGUGUUAGCUUCAUUAAGUUAAUCGCCGACAGAGGGAGACCGAGCCCCCAUUAGCAUCUCUCAGUGGGAAGGGUCAAUCACUUGACCGUCGGGACUUCCUGCCGACUUAAUGGAAAUGUACUUUUUAUUCACCAGCCCAAGUGAUCAGGUGAUCAAGGUAUCAGCCAAUCAACUUUUUUUACCAGCCCCUUUUUUAAAUUACAUUUUACAGACAUGAGACAAAUAAACACGUGUAAGCAUGUUAAAAAUGUAACAAAGAAUUGAAUUUUUAUUAUUUAUGAAUAUUUAAUAGCUAUAUAGUCUUAUUUUUCAGAUUAUUCACUUACUAGAAGAAAAAGUCAAUUUGUAUUUGAACUACAUCACUGCUGUCAUAUGAACGAGUCUCUUGAGGCUUAAGCACAUGUAACACAGAAACAGUUCUUGGUUUACUUGGAGUGAAUAAAUUAAUGUAGUCCACUCCAACUGAUUCAGAAGUCUUUUUGAUUCACUAAAAAGUGCCGGUUUAAGGGAAUCAAUGGAUUGGAUAUCGGUCUACUGGUAGUGCUUUGACUCCUCUCGAGCUGUAGAUACAGUAGCAAUGAGAGUUGCUGGAAACACUUUAAUAUGCCGAUGGCAUGAACGCUCAUUGCUUUCAUCAAGAUUUACUGCUAACGGAACAUGUCAAGCAGUGGCGGCCCGUGCAUUUAAGUCUUGGCCUUCAGUGCGUUUUAUGGCAUUAAGAAAACACAGUUUCACAUUAAAUAAGAUGGCGUAUGCCCAUCAUACAUUACGUGGCAGUCAACUAAUAAUACCAAUUGGCAUUUUAAAAACACAUCCACACAUGAAAUCCAGAACCAAGGUCUAAUACCAAGAAAAAUCUCUGAUAAUAUUUGCAAUUUAAAUUUUGCUUGUAGUAAUUUUGUUUUGUCAGGAAAACUUGAUCCGACGCUGAAUGCUCCAGCAGCCUAAUUUACACUUUGAAAACUCCCGAUGUUGCUAUGACAACGCAAAAAGCACUUACCAGUUUACUUAAAAGAAAAAGUGAAAAUCAGAUCUCCUUUCCUGUUUAAUUAAUCACACGGUCAUGCAGAACAUCUCGUGUCCAUAAGGAUCUCUUUCUCAACGGCGAUAGCGGCAAUGAUGACGAUCUCGCGCUCUUGAAUUACGUCACUUAAAGCGUGAUUGCGUCACUCAAGGCCAGCUAGAAGGCCUCGACCAGGACACAUGCUAAAGAACACACCCACAAGAACAAAUAAAUCAAUCUGAUUGGCUGAUGAAUCUGACGUUGGAUGCUCUUUCAUUUGCACUGUUGAGGGAUUCUGUGGCAGUCUGAAGGUUUGGCGGGUUGCAGCUCAGACUCACGCGCUGCUUCGGAUUCGGGCAUGUGAUUUGUGAAACAGUUAUCACACUUUGCUUGUAAGCAUCGAGGAAUAAAUUCUGAUUGGAUAAACUUUUAGUGUUUUUCUAUUGUUUGAAGAUGAAAUAAGAGUGGAAAGCGAUUGAGAAUGAAAAAUAUUUAUUUAUUAGGCUUUGCUGACCCUGAGAAAUCAUCGCUGAUGGCGAGUGAUGCAGAAGAAAUCCGCUCACCACGACAGAGAGCUGCCAUGUAUUGUCUGUUAGCUUUCAGUACAUGAGCAAUGCUAUCAUCUUAAAUAUGUGCGAUUACAAUUGGAAAGAUGCCAAGUAAAAACAGUGUUGAUCUAUUCAACUUUUAAUGAUUCAAGCACUGAAUCCACCUUUGCUCAUCUCAGCAUUGUAAGAGCUGUGGAUGUAAACACAUGUGACCUCAAUGACUGUAGGCCUGCAGAGCCCCCUUGUGGACAAAACUGAUACUUGUCUAAUUAUUUUACAAGCUAACAUGAAAUGAAAGCAGCCAAAGUGGCGUGUGACACCGGCCAAAUAGAAAGUGUACCUGCAUUAGGUGCUUGCUGGGUGUUAAUUUCGGACUCUUGCUUCAAGCACUGAAAACCUCAUCAGUUGUUUGAAAAAAUCAUUGUCACAUAGAAGAACUGACGCGAUGACGUGCUGAUCUGAACUUUGUUUUUUAUUACACUCAGAUGCAUAUCAUCUCAAACAUUGAUUAAAAUCCAUAUUGAUUCUGUUAUUCUGCAGAAAUAAUGCAAAAGCAAAAAUACCCUUGACGGACAUUUUACAGUUUUGGUGCAUUUUAAAAUUUAACCUUGUGAAAGUCAAACGAACCAUGAAGAAAAUGCCAGAUUGUACUAUUUUAACCUGUUUCGGAACAAGCAAGCAACAGGUCUGAAAAUGCCUCAAAUCACUCUAUUGCAGUUUCACCCGUGUUAUUAUUUUGUCAGAGAUAUAUAUUGUUGCGAUGAGUCCUUAUGUGUGUCACUCCUUCACCCUUUUUAUCAGCAAGUGUGUCAUACGUCUGACUGUAGAGAGAUCUAAUCAUGUGUGACUCCCUCGGCUAAAACGAGUUGUUUUGAGUCUGUUAGCGUAGCGCCAGUUCAGUGUGUGUGAGAGAUAUUGAGCGUUUGUGAUUAUCUGCGUCUGUUGCGACUCUCAGCAGUGAUCUGCAGAAGUAUAUUUCAGCUGUAAUGUUGUAGUAAUCUGCUCCGAGAGAGACGACACUGAUGUUUUCACUGACAGACAGAAACUCAGACGGUCGGUUGUAAAUGUGUGAUGUCACUGUAAGCGUCGCCACGCUCCAAUCAGAUUCAAGGACCAGAACUAUCUGUUGUAUAAAUAAACUAUGAAAUAAUAUUCCCUAAAUACAAAGUCUUACACAAGUUUACCCUUAUGUAUAUUGUAUAUAUUUCUCCUGGAGAACAAGACAAAAGUACUGAUUAAUGUUUUUGCAGUGUUGUCAACAUGGUAAAUGUAUGUGGUAACACAUUCCUCAGUGCCUGUCCCAAACUGUGAACUAUUGAAGCACUUCGGUUCAGCUGCACACUGAGAAUAUACCACAAAUACAAACAGCUCCUUGAAUAAUAUAUUUUCUGUUGUAGCUUUAGUGGGAUUAGAGCUGACAUGGACAUAUAUAUUUUUUUGUAAAAUGACAUAGAAUUGUUUUCCAUAGAGCUUAUUUAUAUCAAGGGUUUCUUUGGUUUUGUCAGACCUGUAGUGUACAUAACGAUUUUUCUAAAGCAAAUGUGUAGUGUGAUUUAUACUGAAAUAAGGACCUCCUAAUAAAAGGGUCUGUUUGUUGGAUGUGUGUGUGUGUGUGUGUGUGUGUGUGUGUGUGUGUGUGUGUGUGUGGUG